UGGUCUUUAACUUUCUGCGUGGAGAUGCUAUUAUCGCUGUUUUCUCAGCUCAUUUGAUCAGCUAUGGAGAGUGCAACCGAGAGCGUAUCGAUUGUCCCCUGCUAGGAUCCUGGUCUACUCUAGCGACUUCAUCGACUCGUUUCUGGGACGUUUGCUGAAAAGAUCUAUCUGAAUUCCUGGGAAUCGCGAGACUGGGAUCACACCGAGCCACUGCGUUGACCGAACUGUCCUGGUGUCGAGACGGUCAGACGGAUGCUCCGUCGGUUUCCACGAUCAGUCCCUCUCCCAUUGCCACUGAUUAGGGUUCUUUGACCUUAUGACCGGACGCCACACAUGCAUGGUCCCAGAUGCUCACAUCUUAUAAUAGACCAAAACUCCUGGAUCUGCAUCAGCAGCUUUCGUAGAGGGCGAUGACCUGGCAGGGCGCAUUGACACUCACUCCGCAGCAAACUCGCGACUCAUGCAGUAUUCCUAUGCCCCUACAGGAGUGAAAACCAUGAGACCUCAAUCAUCUGCUAUGUGCCACUCCGGUCGACUAGGCACCCUAGUUGGCCGUCGGAAAGGCAACCGCUCACUUGUCUUCUAAUGCGCUCUUUCGGUUAAAUAUCGACAAGUUUGAAGAGUCUUUGAGGCUCACAGUACGAGCCUCUUGUUGGUCCACCUUUGGGGAACAAGAUGAAACGAAACUCUGAGUGCUGAAGGCCACACUACUCAGCCAUGUCCUCCGAUUGCUGGCAUGUUCUGCGGUCCUGGGACAUAGUUUAUCUGGCACGAAUCUCUGUUCUGGAGGCUGUCAGAUCGGUCAAAACGGCCGACGGCAUACACCCUCUGACACAGGUUCUAACCACUCGGCCGCAGUUCACUGAUAGUCCAUCAUCUAAAAAUAAACUUAAUCGAAUCAAUGCAGAAGUUAUGUGCUCUGUUAGUCCGAUUUCUCAGCUUGCUGAAUCUUCUUAGAUCCACUAACGGACAUUUGUUCGACACUCGGCCUGCUUCGGUUGCAUGUCGGAUGCUACCAGCCAUUUCAAGCCUGUCCCAGCUCCCUGAUUCUUCAGACAGCGGUCAGAUUGACCAAAAUUAACAACUGACCAGAAAAGCAUGACUGCAGUAGGUCUCGCGGCGCACUCACUAGAGACUAGGUCAACUUCUUCUCGGUCUCUGGCACAAUCCUCCUGGGCUCAUGCAACUGCGAAUACGUUGUGGGCGCCAUUGACUAAUCGGCCGCUCUUCGAGCCGCCUUUGGACCAUUUUUUGUCCCAUAGGAAGAAAUUUAGGAUAAGAUCGACACAACCUAUUGGCUGCGCUCAUCUUGUCUCGCUUCGGGUUCUCUAUCCGCUUCUCGAUCUCGAGACCAAUAAUGCCGAGACGUAACCGGGGACGGCAGCAGUCGGACCGCUUCGAUGUGCAAAAAUAGCUCACUGAAACACGACGCGGCAUAGCCGGACUCGCUCAUGACCAGUUUUGGCUUCCAGAAUUCUCUCUUUUCUAUGGCGCGAGUCUCAUAGAGACGUCAUCGAUUCACUGGGAGGUCGUCUUGUCGCGACUGGAUGCAUUUUCACAGUGGCUCCCGCACGACCUCGUGAGAAGCGGACCCUUUCCACUUCACGAUUCACUACCGACGCAUACAAUAUUCUCGAUCGAUUCAUGGAUAACAACAUGUUUGGGCAAAUGAGAAACAUGUGCUGACUAGGCUCCCGUGAUGCGUUGAGUUCGCGAGCAAGGAGAUCCCCGAAUGCUUGAUCUCUAUGCCAAAUGGCUUGAAUGGUCAGCAGUUGGCUCCAGGGAAACCAUGUGAACCUUUCCUGAUGAAAAUUCAUCGUGACAAGCCCUCACCUGGAUCUUUGAGCACGGUUACUCCUCGGCGAAGGACAUGUGCGAUUGCCGGGGGUGGUAGUGACGCUCGUACGAACGAAUAAACGAUCCCGAGCGGACCGCCUCCAGGCAGACUGGCGGACCGCUGUGCACAACGGUCGUCUAGGGACUCCCUAUAAAGGACGCAAGGAGCAUGUAUGUGGACUCCAGUUCAACAACUCUCAGCGUUCCAACAAUGAUCUCUGUGUCUACAAUUCUCCGACUCGCUGCUCUCGUGGCUGUAGCUGCUGCUGCGCCAAGCAACGUCACGAGAACCGAGACCGCCAAGCGAGCCACCUGCACGGUGAAUAGCGUCUCAAGCGCAUCUAACCUCGGAAGUUGCACUAGCGUCGUCAUCGAAGCGUUUACCGUUCCCUCCGGGUCAACUGUUACAAUUGCGGCGGCCAGCGGCGCCACCGUUACGAUGACAGGAGACAUCACCUUUGCAAAGACCACUUCUUCGGGUCCGCUCAUCACAUUCAACACUGCGAACAUCAAUUUCAACGGGGGGAACCAUAACAUCAAUGGAAAUGGUGCUGCGUACUGGGACGGCCAGGGGACCAACGGGGGCGUGACCAAACCCCAUCCCUUUGUCAAAUUCAAGGGCUCAGGGACUUUCUCCUCCGUGACCGUCCUCAACUCUCCCGCCCAGGCCAUCUCCGUGGGAACCACCGCUGCAAGCGUCAUCCAACACGUCACUGUCGAUAACUCCGCCGGUGCCGCUCUUGGCCACAAUACCGACGGGUUUGACGUUAGCGCAUCAGGCGUGACGAUUUCCCAGUGCACUGUCAUCAACCAGGACGACUGUGUCGCUGUCAACUCUGGAGACAGCAUCAUCGUCGAAGACACGACCUGCACCGGCAGUCACGGCAUCUCAAUUGGCUCCAUCGCUUCCGGAAAAUCUGUCACCAACUUCAAAGCUGCCCGAAACACGAUCACCGGGGGCUUGUAUGGUCUCCGCAUUAAGGUCGACGCCAGCGCCACCGGUGCCAAAGUUUCCGGUGUUGUCUACGAAGCAAACAAGAUCUCGGGCAUCACCGACUACGGUGUCCUGAUCACUCAGAGCUACCCCGCAAACGACGGCACUCCCGGAACAGGCGGACCCAUCUCGGGCGUCGCUUUCAACGGCGGAACGACGACCGUCGCGGUCGACAGCAGCGCGAUGUCCGUCGUCGUCGAUUGCGGCGCCUGCUCCGGCACCUGGGACUUUUCGGGUCUCGAUGUCACGGCGGGCGGCAAGGGAUCAAGCAUCGUACCCAACAAGGCUACAACCAGAUUCUUCCUUCUCGCCACCAUCAUGACCUACCCGCACAUCCCUCGUUUGGGCCAAAGCUGGCCCCUUCCACCUGCUAAUGAGAUCGGAUUGGACGCCAGAGGCGUUAGUGCGUGGCAUCUCCUCCUCUCCGCCGAAAGCGUGGCUCUGGCACUUCCCAAAUCUACGGCGAUGUAUAAAGACAAAGUCGUCGCUGUUCGGCUCAUAGGGUGGUUCAUCAAGGAUUUUUGGGAACACGGCCAGAGUACAGGGUACGCACGAUUGUGUAAAGAGGUAUUCUCCUGUAACGUGUCCACGGCACCUGAGGACGCUGUGGGAGUCGCCUUGUGUAAUGAGAAGAUAUUCACCAUGGGCUUGGAUCUUCGAAAUCAACUCCUUCGCGUCUUCUACGCCCGUACCGAUCGCGUCCCGACCCCAUCUGCCCACGCUUCCCGUCCAUCUUAUGAAAAGCAUAGAGCCAGAAUACUGAACGAUAUGGCCAACGUCAAACCUGGAGAAGGAAGGACCCGAUCUCAGGCCAAGGCUGAUGCACUUUUGCGGGAUGGUUACAAAUGCGUUUUGACGGGCUUAUACGACAACAAUACUCUCCAGACCAUUCCCGAGCUCGAAGCGAAAGCGUCGGCAGAGGGUGUAAGUAACAUCGGGACCCACGUCGUUCACCUAUUCUCCGCCACGGCCCAAUCUAACCCAGACUAUGCGACAAGUGCGCUGUCAAUUCUGGAAAUGUUUGGCUUGGGAGCCGCGGUACAAAACUUACUCGGAAAACGUGUCAAUAACUUGUUCAACGUCAUGACCAUGUGUCUGAACUUACAUGUGGACUUUGACCACUUUCUCUUUUGGUUAGAAGCUGUUCCUGGACAAGAACACACCUACAACGUUGUUGCGCGCAAUCCACGGGUUUUCUUCGGCCAGACGCCGACGCCACUCAGACAAGUGAAGUUUCGCGUUGAUCCCGAUGCGGAACGAGAUGCUGCCGGCCUUAAGGUCCCCAUUCGCCUGGAUUUGCCUGAUCCCCAGCUGAUUGCCAUCCGCGCUGCAUGCGCCCGUGUUGCUGCGAUGUCUGGUGCCGCCGAUCAAUUUCUCCAGAUGUACAAGGACCGUGAUGAAGACGAGUUGGGCACACUGGCGGAUUCGGAGUCUGCGGUUUACCUCUUGGAUUCUCUGUUGCAAACCAUCUCUGCUCGAAGCUGAGCUUUCACGCUCCGAUCUCAUUCUGUGUCCCCCACAUAGUUCUUGUGUGAUAGUAUCAUGCUAAUGUAGUAUUUCUUGCUGUCCAUGCAGCCUUGACCCUAGUAAGCUGCACAUGGCAUCGCUAUUUGACGACCGACGCGCAAUCCUGACCGUCAUCUCACUUCGACCAUGACACGAGUAUCCAGAUUCCGGACCAGCAAGGCCGAUCUUCCUCAAACCGUGGAUGAACCGUCCGAUACUUUCUUGGUGAGUUCGCCAAUUUGGCGGUAUCUUGCUUUUAGAUCUCACACCUCUCCUAGGGCAACGAACGCGUGCUUGUCGUUGCGUCAGACGACAUUGUCAGCAUGGAUCUCUCUGCGCCGCAUUCGAAGAACUGAUGAAGUUCGACUGGCGCUUUCAGACGUAGAACAAGAGUCCAUCCGUCUUCUCGAUCUAGUAUUCGCGAGCAUCCGCUUCAAGAUGUCUCUCUCCUCGAACGGUUUCAAAACCUUGCCAUUCUCGGGUACUGCUUUCCAAGCUCCUUGCAUCCUUUCCACCGAGAACCUACAGUCUGUUCUUUUCUCCUGCUUCCCUUUGUCGCUGCUGUUGCUCAUGUCUCUUCUAGUAUACCCUCCGUUCUCGGCUGACAAGGUUGAGAGUGUCCAUCGAUGGUUUCAGGUGAAGACCCUGAAAAGCCGCCGGCGGCCGCAAGAUGAGAGAAUUCAUCACCACAGUUGAAUUGAGACUCACGAAGCAAGCUGAGAAUACCUCUUGAGCGCCUCCACUAUCUGUCCCGCGGGAUCUACGAGAGCUCGUAUCAGCGAUGUCGCCUCGGGAAUGGCAGCGCUUUACUCAUAAUGUGCGAGCGACGCGGUCUAGGCAAUGUGUGAGCCAAGAUGCAUCCUUCUGAGGGAAUAAGUAGUCUGCGCGACGACUGUCGGAGGAGUCGUCUGCGAUGAAAUCCUGAUAGAUCGAUGAUUAGCCAGGCAAUGCCAACGCCACGUAACAGAAUGUCUUUACCUCGACUGAGAUGAAAUUCACGGAAAGAAUGGACGUCUGCAUCAAAAAGAGUUUUGGAGGCGAAUCUUUGCAUGCAGCAUCUAACUCUUCUUUGAAUUCUUCGCGGCCACUCGCCAUCGGACGUGCUCCUCCAACGAUUGAUUCCCUGCUCUUGUCGACCAUCUUUUCCCCAUUCAUAUCACAAUCCACGCGUCAGACAUCUCAGCACUGGAUCUGGAUCGUGCACUGAGACUGCGAAGGAUUCGUUUGAUGAUGUCGAACUUCCUCAUCGGACUGGAAAGAGCACGGCAGCCAUCUGACCCGCAAAGCAUGGACUUUCUUCACUGUCUAUGUUUGGGAUGCUAAUACCACUGCUCCAUUGGGCGUGCAGGUCUCCGGAGAUACGGUCGACUUUAAGGAAGCGGGUCCAUGAUUGCAAGCAUGACUCGGAUAUGUAAAGGCUACAUGAGAGCUCACAUCGGUCAUGAGAAGCAGACAGUAGUCUUGGCUGUUGCCAAUGCUUUCCACACUGUGGCAGAGCGUCCUUCCUCUUAUCACGCACCAUGAAUUGCAUGCCCUCAUGCCACGGCAUACGUGACUGUGAUUUUGACGCUUUCGACAUGGUUGACCCAGCCAGGGUACUGUUGGAGGUAGACGUCAGUGCCAAUUGGAAAAAGGUGCGGAAGAACUUACCCGCGCUCUCGCAAGGACGGCAAUGCAGUCCCCAUGUCUCAGUUUCUGCACGAAACCAUCGCCAUCACCAGCACCUGUCUCAAGCCAUGGGGAUUCCGCGGGCGAUUCUGCCGAGCUCCAAAUGAUAGAGUGUUCUCGAAUGUCGCUGGAGCCGCAAAAGUUCUUUUGCAACAGCCAACGGGUCGCAUUUUCGUCGUUGGUUACUGGGACCUCAAAGUCGGGUUCGUAGUUCUUGUGAGAUACGGGUCGGUGGCCAUCCGGAAGGCGCAGGAUGGCAGCUUCGAACCAGCUAGAGCCGCGGUAUGUGCCUGUAAUGAGGUAAGAGGGACUGGCUCGGAGCGCUUGUACGAUGAUACAUACCUUGAAGACUAGCAUCGCUACACCAUCCCUGGUCCCGACUCUUGAUGUCAUACUCAACGCUUUUGAUUCGCAGCGGAAUCCCACCCUCAGCUAUAACCUCAUCCGCUGGCCCGUAUCCACGCAGAAUAGGUUUCGACACAAGAUAGACGUGGUGCGCAUCGUUUUGCGGAGCGUGCGAUGCUGCAGCUACAAGUCGCUCUGCUCGUAUGUCCUCCACGUGGGUCAGAUCGCUGAGUUCGACCACGAUGAGAACGAGUUCCGGCGGGAGGAAGCGAAGGAGGACUGUGUAUGCCAUGGUGAUGCGGUCCGGGCCCGUUACUGCAGGAGUAGGAGAUGAGACUUGAGUUCAGAGCGAAGUAAGCAGAAGUACGGGUAGCCGGUGGAUCAUCGUUGACGUCGGCCGAUUGAACGAACAGGGAGAGAGCGCUAGAGAUGAUCGAAAACAUACGGACAAGGAGACCUUUGGAAAGUCCGAUACAUGAACCAACAGCAAAAAUGACGAGAAGAUCUAAGCUGCACUGUCUCAGUCAGAACAAGAACCCUGGGGCUAGGCUAUCCGUCCGCUUGUUCCCGGAUUUGUAAGCUCUGACGUAGUAGCGGUGAUGGUGGUUUCCCGAUUUACAUUCGGUCCCUCACACAACUUUCACAGCCCAAUUCUGCGGCGCCCGUGACUACCAUGGGCCAUGAGCAUCUCUUAUCCCAGAGUAUGGCGUAAUUGAAAGAUCAUCUUUGUCAUCUAGUGGUAUAUCAUCGCACCGAUGGCUCGACCUCCGCUCUCUCAGAAUCUCCAAUGCCUAUCCCAUCUACUGCGCGACAAUAUAUAUUCCCCAAGCUUGGCUCCCUCGAUAAUCUGGUGCUACUCCCUGAUGCACCGGUGCCCAAGCCCAAGCCGACCGAGGUCCUGCUCAAGGCACACGCCGUCUCGCUGCAGUAUCGCGACCUGAUCGUGGCGAAUGGCACCUAUCCUAGCCGCUUGCCUGACAAUCUGAUCCCGUGCUCUGACGUCGCCGGUGAAAUUGUUGCGGUGGGCGACGCCGUCAAGGAUUGGAAAGUCGGGGAUCGCGUGUGCCCGAACUUCAUGCUGGGGAAACUCUUCGGGGAUGAAACGACCGAAGCCAUAUCUGCGACGGCGCUCGGUGGAGCCGUCGAUGGGACCCUGGUCGAAUAUCGCGCGUAUCCUUCCCAAGCGCUUGUGAAGAUUCCGGAUCACCUGAGCUACGAGGAAGCGUCGACCCUGCCCUGUGCGGCGCUCACGGCGUACAACGCGCUCCUUGACGGGUACGAGCCUUUGAAAGGUGGAGACACAGUCCUCGUUCUGGGAACGGGUGGUGUGUCGAUCUUCGCUCUCCAAUUCGCAAUCGCAUCUGGCGCCACGGUGAUCUGUACGUCCUCUUCGGACGAAAAGCUCAAGAUCGCCAGCAAGCUCGGCGCGCAGCACGUUAUCAACUACAACACGACGCCGGACUGGGACGAAGAGAUCAAACGACUCACCAGCGGGCGUGGUGUCGAUCACAUCAUCGAGGUCGGAGGCAACGGCACACUCAUGAAAUCCAUCAAUGCUUUGCGUAUCGGUGGGGCUAUCAGCAUCAUCGGCUUCGUUGGCGGCCACAACAUCGCGGCGCCCGAUAUCAUUGGCAUUUGCAUCCGCAAGUCGCUAAAGAUCCGCGGCAUUCAGGUUGGAUCAGUACAACAAUUCAAUAACAUGAACAAGCUCAUCGCAGCGAAUCCAGCGGUCACUCGUCCCGUCGUAGACAAAGUGUUCCCGUUCAACGAAGCCAAGGCGGCCUAUCAGUAUCUUGCUUCUCAGGCUCACGUUGGGAAGGUUGUCAUCAGAGUGGAUUGAAACCGCUGCAAGUAUCACAGUAAAUUCGCAGAAACAAAUGUGAUCCAAG
Molecule: messenger RNA, 8238 nt
Organism: Mycena citricolor
Lineage: Eukaryota; Fungi; Basidiomycota; Agaricomycetes; Agaricales; Mycenaceae
Source: the annotation of a GenBank genome assembly